AUGCAUGCAAGGUGGUUGAGUAAGGUUUUCUUGAACAAAAUUGCUGAGAACCCAAAGAUUAAGUUAACCACACUAAUGAGAAAAGCAUACACAAAAUGGAAUGUGGAGUUGACCAAAUCUAAGGCCUCCAGAGUUAGACAGUUUGCUCUGGAUGAGUUGCAGGGGACAUAUGUGGAGCAGUACAGAAGAUUGUAUGACUACUGUCAUGAGUUGCUGAGGACCAACCCUGGGUCAUCAGUGCAUCUGAAGGUUCAGAGGCCUCCUGAAUUUGCUUCUGAAAGACCAGUGUCAGGGGUAGAUUUAAGGCCCAGGUUUGAGAGGAUAUAUGUGAUGUUGGAUGCUUGUAGGAGGAGUUUUAUGGCUUGUAGGCCAAUAAUUGGGUUGGACGGCUAUUUUCUGAAAACACCUUAUGGAGGUUGGUUACUGACUGCUAUGGGUUGGGAUCCAAACGAUCAAAUCCUGCCAAUAGCAUAUGCAGUUGUGGAAGCUGAAACAAAGGACUUGUGGACAUGGUUCCUCCAGCACCUGUGUGAUGACCUAGGAGCAGACAAAAUCAGGACCUGCACCUUCAUGUCUGACCAACAGAAGGGGUUGGUGCCAACUUUUGAGGAGCUUCUGCCUGGAGUUGACCACAGAUUUUGUGUCAGACACCUGUAUGCAAAUUUCAAGAAGAGAUAUACAGGACUCCAGUUGAAGCUAAUGAUGUGGAAUGCUGCCAAGGCAACUUAUCUUCAAGAAUGGGAAAGGAGGAUGAGUGAGAUACAGAAGGUGGAUCAGGGAGCAUACAACUAUCUUAUGGAGAUUCCAACAAAAUACUGGUGUCGUCACAGGUUUGAGUGUAAACCUAGGUGUGACACUUUAGUUAACAAUAUGUGUGAAGUUUUUAAUUCUGUUAUGGUUGAGGCUAGGGAGAAGCCAAUAGUGACUAUGCUAGAGGAUAUCCGGGUUUACAUUAUGAAACGUUGUGCUGACAACAGGGACAGAAUAGUGCCUUAUAAUAGAGAUGUGUUGCCCAGAAUUAGGAUUAAGGUAGAAAAACAAGCCGAACUAAGUGGUCAAUGGGUGAGUGUGUAUGCUGGACGUGAUAGAUAUGAGGUGGUUAGCAUUCAGGGGGGUAAGGAAAAAUUUGUGGUUGAUCUUAGGCAUCAUGAAUGCUCAUGUAGGAAGUUUCAACUGUCCGGAAUUCCUUGUGCACAUGCCAUGACAUGCAUAAGAAAAAUGUGCUUCAAUGUGGAUUCAUAUGUUGCUGACUACUACAAAAAGGCUGCAUACAUCUCUUGCUACCAGCAUGUUGUCUACCCAGUCAAUGGGCCAAACCUUUGGGACAGAACUCAGUUCGAGGAUGUGUUGCCUCCAACUUAUAGAAAACCUAUUGGGAGGCCAAAGAAGAAGAGGGCAAGAGGUGCUGAUGAGCAGGCUACUAGGACUGGACUGUCUCGUGAAGGGCAACAGCAAAAGUGCUCUUACUGUUUGUGCUCUGGCCAUAACAAAAGAAGUUGUCCAAAGAAGCGCAAAGUCACACCAAAUCCAACUGUUAACAAUGUUGCUACUUCUACUUCAAAGGGUAGAAAAAGGCAAGGAGUCAGAAAAAGUUCCAGAUUAUCUGCCAAGACAGAUUCUGGUAAGGCUGCUGAUAGUGGAAGUAGGAAGCAAAGGGGCAGCAACAACAAACCACCCUCACACCCAAAGAGGAAGCCACCUGUGAGCUCCCAACAAUCACAAGCUGCUUCAAAAAGGGCCAAAGUGAAUCAUUCACAGACUGCUUCUGCACCAGCCCCAACAACUACAAGGGUACUGCCAAGCCCAGUGAAGAGGGUCACCCAGUCUCAGCUCAGGUUCAUGGCUAGGACACCACCAAGAGCAUGGAAGAAAGUGGAAUGACUUUGUUUCACUUGUUACAACUUUUGUGUUUUGCCUUUUGUA
Molecule: messenger RNA, 1923 nt
Organism: Arachis ipaensis
Lineage: Eukaryota; Viridiplantae; Streptophyta; Magnoliopsida; Fabales; Fabaceae
Molecular function (GO): zinc ion binding
Source: RefSeq, a predicted model, not a curated record